Molecule: messenger RNA, 1666 nt
Organism: Aspergillus caelatus
Lineage: Eukaryota; Fungi; Ascomycota; Eurotiomycetes; Eurotiales; Aspergillaceae
Exons: 1
Coding region: 186-1202 (338 amino acids)
Source: RefSeq, a predicted model, not a curated record
CUGCCGGGAUUCUCGACUUCCUCUACCCCAGAUCAUCCACGCCUCAGGACGACUGACGAUUUGAACGACGGCACGAUUUUUCUUUUCGACUACCUACCCUAUCCUUCCGUGAUUGAGGGAUCUUCGACAUAAUCAAUCUACGGUAUACCCUCGUCCGACGAAACGCGAGCGAACAAUUCCCCCCAAUGCCUGCCGGUUCAAUGGACGCCCUGGGAGCCUUCUCCCACCUCACCGAUAAUUUACCCUCAUGGAUUAACCGUAUCUCUGAUUUGGCCACCCACACCGCCGCUAAACAUGCCGAAUAUGCCGAGGCGUACAAGAAGCUCGCCGUCACACCGGGGAGACCGCGCCGUCGCAAGAAUAGCUCCGUGUGCUCCAUCCGGACCGACGAGCUGCGAAAUGCCGUCACACAAUCACCGCCUCCCGUAGAUACACCGACCCAGCAAGACCCCGAGACCCCCCAGCCCGCCUCCCAGGACCCGACGACCCCUAACCCUAACCCUCGAAAGCGCGGCACGGACGAAGCCCCAUCCUUAGCCUCUGAGGAGAACCCCUUUGUCAGCACGCGAUACAACCUAGUGAUCCAUUACGACGGGGAGACGCAGAAGUCGCUGGAGGACAUGGUGCGGAUUAUCGGGACAGCCAGGAACAACAUUCGGAGGGGAAAGAUGUCACAGAUGGGAGCGAUGCGGAGUAGUGCUCUCAGCAAAUCCCCUCGGAUGAACAGCCCGCCGCUCUCUCCUUCCGGAGAUGGGUCUGACGACCAGUUGUUGUCCCAGAUCCGCAGCAACCGGAAUCGUGGGCCUCCCCCGCAGGCUCGAGUGAUGGCCAAGAACUCGCCGUUUGAUAUGGCGGAUAGACAGUUGGAGUUGGCUCAUAGUUUGUGUGAGACUGCAGCUUACCAAUUCCUCCGAGUGGGUGAUUGCUCGGAAGAACUCCAGGGGGCGCUGGAUAAAUUCAAGGCGCUGCUCGAACUGGCCACGGGUGAAGUGCGACGUCUCACGGUGGAACAGGAAAAGGAACGUGCCGCGAAGGAGAAAGCGGCUCCACAAGUGGAAUCUGUACAGUUGACGGUUAACCCCACGAGCAACAAGGGGCCGUCAUCGGAUAUUGAGGCGAUCGAGGUGGACGACGGGACGGAAUCCGAAGAAUCGAUCGACCUGUCUGCCUUCCGAGCCCGACGAAUGAUGAUGAGGGCUUAGAAACGACAUACAGUGUUGGUUGGCCAUCCAAUACGUGGUGGCGGAAUAUUAUUCUCCAUGGGUACUCCAUUGGAGUCUGUGCCUUGGAGCAGCAUGUUUAAUUCGAGUUGUUUUAGCGAUGAUACCUGACCCCUCCGUUCAUUGAGAUUGAGAUUCACUCUCUACUUUUCUUUUCCUUUCUUUUUUUUUUUUUUUUUUAUUAUCUUUGCUUCUAUUAUUUGGUCUCUCCUUGGUCUACUGAGCGAUUGAUAAACACUACUAUUUGACAUUCAUUCGUUCAUGACGAGCAUGUUUAGCAUACCGGACUGGAGAGCGCGCGGCGUUUGCAUUGGCAUUUGACAUCCAUUGAUUUUUUCCUUUCUACCUAAGUAUAUUGUUGAUCUGAUGUGUAUAGUCAAAAAUCAGAAGUACAUACCUACUAGUAACCAGGUGAAAUCCAUGCAUCAUCUUCUAUUCUAGUAUUA